AUGACGCAGUCUGCUGACCAACUGAGAACAAUCUUAGACUCACGGCAUGCAGAAGACAACCUCCAUGUCACGAUCUUCCUCGCUCUUAUUUGUGCGAUGGGCACGCCGGGUAAUUUCCUGACCGUCCUGGUCAGCGCGAGACGAAGGGAGAAGUCCUCGGCCACCAUCUUUGUUCUGACCUUGGCCGUGAUUGACCUUGCGGUUUGUGGUGUCGUGGUGCCCUUGAAGCUUUACGAACUGAACCACGGGACAUACUCGGGACCGGCGUGGUGCCGGCUCAACCCUUACCUCACGGCGGCAAGCCUUCUCAGCGCCGGCUUCGUGCUGCUGGCUGCGGCCGUGGACCGGUACAGGGCCGUCUGUCGGCCUGUGCAACACUUCUCACUCAGGUAA
Molecule: messenger RNA, 393 nt
Organism: Branchiostoma floridae (Florida lancelet)
Lineage: Eukaryota; Metazoa; Chordata; Leptocardii; Amphioxiformes; Branchiostomatidae
Product: vasopressin V1b receptor-like
Exons: 2
Coding region: 1-393 (130 amino acids)
Biological process (GO): neuropeptide signaling pathway
Cellular component (GO): membrane
Molecular function (GO): neuropeptide receptor activity
Source: RefSeq, a predicted model, not a curated record